AAGUGUCAAUAUAAAAGUACUCUGUGGCAAGUGUUUUGCAAAUUUUUAUAAAUAAUAUAAUAACCCAUGUCCCAAUUUAAACUAAUAAAUAGUUAGUAAUCAUAUAAAGUUAAAAAAACUAACUAUGGAAGAAAACAGCUAUAAAUCUGUAGAGUACUGUAUGGCCUGCUUUAGCGAAAACGCAUCACAAAUUUACAAAAUAGAAAAUGAGGAUUUUAAGACCAUUCUUCAGGAAAAUAUAUUGAGAUUAUGUUUUAUUUGCAAGAGUAUAGCUAGGUAUGCUGAAUCUUUCAUAGAUAGUGUUCAAAGAAAUCAAACAUUACUUGAUAAUUUGAUGAAAAGUGCAAGGAUGACAAUUUUAACAAUAGAACCAAGACCAAUAAAAAAUCUAGAAUAUGUAGCAAUGGAAGCUAUAGAUAUUGGAAGAGAAGUGUUUGAAAAAGAACCUUUUCCUAUAAUCAUAUAUAGCCACAGUAAUGAAAUGAUGCAUACAGAUAGUGAUAUAGCCGAUAACAAUGAGGAUAUUUCACUCUUUGAAAUAGAAUGUGAAAGUUCAAUUAUAAAAGCGGAACCAUUUGAUACAAAGGCUGAAAAUCAUGAGAGAGUAAGGGACUCUAUGAAUAGCAGUAUAGAUGGAAACAGUAAUUUAGAAUUAGAUUGUGAAUCAAUGGAGGGAAAUGUGGAUAUUGAGAAAACUGAGGAAUUUUCUUUUAUAAUGAGAACUAGUAAAGAAUGCAAAUCGGUAGUUGAGGAACCAGAAAUAAUUCAAGUCAAUAUAUCACGAGAAGACCUUAUGAAGGAAAGGGAACAGUCGGCAAAUGAGCAUUAUUACAUUAAUUCUGCAUUUCAAUGUGAAACUUGUGUGAAGGGCUUUAUGUUCAGGGAUCUUUAUGAAAAACAUCUGAAGUUACAUUGUGAGUCAAAUGGUAAAUACGAAUGUGACGUAUGUAAGCUGAGAUUUCCCACACAGGAAAAACUUUCGAAACAUAGCCGAUGUCAUCUGGUGCGAUAUAAAUGUAAAGUGUGCAAUUUGACGAGGAAAUGUCGGAGUUACAUGAAAAAUCAUUACGAGGCGGCACAUUCAAAGAAAUGUAAUGAGUAUUGUUGCAGCGAGUGCGGUCGGGUGUUUAGAACGAAGGAAACUAUGAAAAAACAUAAAUACUACACGCACACAAACAAACGGGUCAUGUGCGAGUAUUGUAAAAAGGUAUACGUGAACAAGGACACGCUGAGGAAGCACACGUUGGAGAAGCAUCCAAAAGAAGUGUCCAACGGUGUGGUCCCCCCCAAGAAGUACAUUUGCCCGAAAUGUGGGAGGGGCUCAGAAUCGCCCGCCUCACUGAAGACGCAUAUGCUAUCGCAUGACAAGAAGAAAAACUUUUACUGUGUGGAGUGUGAUAAAAGUUUUAAAACCGAAGUGUCACUGAAACAGCAUUUGAAGAUAACAGCCGCUCACGCAGAGAAUAAGGAUUUACCACUACAGUGCGGACAUUGCGACAAACGGUUCGGUCUGAAGAAAAGCUUGGAAAGGCAUAUCUUGAGGAUUCAUCUUAAUUUGAGGCCAUUUCAUUGCAAUCUGUGUGACAAGACAUACACACAGCGCAGUUGCCUGCUGGUACACAAGCGAUUCGCUCACGAGGGCUACUCGUUGCCGAAGAAGUACGCUUGUACUGUGUGCGACAGAGCGUUUAAUAGGACGAAAAUUUUGAAGAUUCACAUGCGCACGCACACGGGCGAGCGGCCGCUGUCGUGUGCGGAGUGCUGCGCUAAGUUUCGGCAGCCGGGCGCACUGUACACACACGUUCAAUUGGUGCAUCGGAAGGAGGGGAAGGGGAAGGGAAGGAAGAAGGAAGGGAAGGGUGAGGAGGAGAGUGGAGAAGAUCUGGACGAGGGAAAGAAAUAAAAAACAAUGAAGCCAGGGGCAGAACAGCAAAAAUUAUAUGCAAUUAUGUUUAAUAAAACAAUAAAUAUAUUUUUAAUUCACAAAUAUUUAUAUUUCUUUAUGAUGUAACCGAUGGAGAAAUUGAUAUAUUCAAACAGAAAAGGAACUGAUCAAAGGGCGUUACAUAUUAUUUAUUUCAUGAAUUUAAUGCCAUAAAUAAAUUUCUCGCUUUAAAAAACUCAACUUUUGGUGAUUUUAU
Zerene cesonia (dogface butterfly) is the source of this 2141-nucleotide messenger RNA. RefSeq names its product zinc finger protein 808-like. Bases 125 to 1903 code for a protein of 592 amino acids. Gene Ontology annotation, biological process: regulation of transcription by RNA polymerase II. Gene Ontology annotation, molecular function: RNA polymerase II transcription regulatory region sequence-specific DNA binding; DNA-binding transcription factor activity, RNA polymerase II-specific. NCBI's taxonomy places the organism in Eukaryota, Metazoa, Arthropoda, Insecta, Lepidoptera, Pieridae. The transcript has 13 exons. The record is from RefSeq and is a predicted model, not a curated record. Gene Ontology annotation, cellular component: nucleus.